AUGAAGUUCACGCAAGGGAUGUGGCGGGUGCGAGAGGGCAUACAACAUAACUGGAUCGGGCACUGUGAGAGCGUCACCCAGACAGACAGCGAAGUCAAGCUUCUAUUGACUCAACCACAACACAGACGUGGCGAUCAGCUCAACAGGGGAACACUGACCGCCAGCAUCCGCGCACCUCUGGAGGGCAUCACGGCCGUCAAGUUAAUUCACUGGGAUGGCGCCGACGACGUUGGCCCGCAUUUCCAACUCAAUGAGUCUCCUAGCCCAGUCAACAUCACUCACAAGCCCAAAGAGAGCCUCGACUUCUCUACAGGACCUCUCUCCCUUAACAUCAACACCGCCCCAAACUCCCUCGCCUUCACUUACACCUCAACCAACCCCGCCCGGAAACUCACCAGCCACUCCUUCCGCUCCCUAGCUUUCGUCCACUCCAGCAACUCCCCGACCUACCGCACCAGCGACGAGCUCUACGCCGAGAAGGACACCUACAUCUUGUUCAGCCUCGACCUCUCCGUCCACGAGAAGCUCUACGGCCUGGGCGAACGGUUUGGCCCAUUCGUCAAGAACGGCCAGUCCAUCUCCAUCUGGAACGAGGAUGGCGGCACAUCGUCUGAGCUCUCGUACAAGAAUAUACCUUUUUAUGUUUCUUCGAGAGGGUAUGGCGUAUUCAUCAAUACGCCUCACAAGGUCAUGCUUGAGAUCCAGAGCGAGCGGACGACACGGGUCAAUAUUGUUGUCCAGGCUGAAAGUGUCGAGUAUAUGGUCAUUGCGGGCGGUGAGGCUGGACUCAAAGGCGUGCUGGAUCGAUACACUGCUCUCACUGGCCGACCGGGUCUGCCUCCGGCGUGGAGCUAUGGGCUGUGGCUGACCACGAGUUUUACUACGACGUACGACGAGGGUACGGUGACAAAAUUCGUGGAGGGCUUCAAGGAGCGGGAUAUCAAGCUGGGGACUUUCCAUUUUGACUGCUUUUGGAUGAAGGGCUUUCACUGGUGUGAUUUCGAGUGGGAUGAGGACAACUUUCCUGAUCCGGCGGGGUAUAUCAGGCGGCUGAAGGAGAAAUUCGGCUUGAGGAUCUGUGUCUGGAUCAAUCCGUAUAUUGGACAGGCGAGUCGGUUGUUCAAGGAGGGAAAGGAGAGGGGCUACUUCGUGCUGCGUGCUGACGCCCCGAAUGGGCGCAAGGUGGUCUGGCAAUGGGACAACUGGCAGGCGGGCAUGGCGCUUGUUGAUUUUACGAAUCCGGACGCUAGGUCUUGGUAUGUAGGCAAGCUGCAGGGUCUGAUGGAUCUGGGUGUCGAUGCCUACAAAACUGAUUUCGGCGAGAGGAUACCUUUUGACAGCAAGAAGGUGAAGUGGUUUGAUGGUAGUGAGCCGGAGGGCAUGCAUAACUACUAUGCUCUGAUGUAUAAUCAGGCUGUUUUUGAGGGUAUGCAGAGCCAUGGAAGUGAGCGACCGUGUUUGUUCGCCAGGAGUGCUACGACUGGUGGUCAGAAGUAUCCCGUGCAUUGGGGUGGAGAUUGUGAGAGCACGUUCGAGGCGAUGGCGGAGAGUCUGAGGGGUGGGUUGAGUCUGGGCCUGUGUGGAUUUGGGAGUUGGGCACAUGAUAUUGGUGGGUUUGAGGGGCUCCCUGAUCCGGUGUUGUAUAAGCGGUGGGUGCAGUUUGGUUUGCUGUCGAGCCAUUCGAGACUGCAUGGGUCGAGCUCGUAUCGCGUGCCGUGGAUGUUUGAGGAGAAGUAUCCGGGUGAGGAUGAGAAGUGCAGUAAGGUGCUUAGGGAAAGCGUGGAUCUGAAGCUGAGUCUCAUGCCGUACUUGUUGAGGGUGGCAUUUGAGGCCGCUCAGAAGGGUCUGCCGGUCAUGCGAGCGAUGUUGCUGGAGUUUCCGGACGAUGAAAAUGUCUGGACUGUCGACACGCAGUACAUGCUAGGUGAUGCGCUGUUGGUGGCGCCUGUGUUUGAUAGAGACGGUUGGGUCAGAUUCUACGUGCCGCGAAGUGGCAAAGGCGGAGGUGGAGCGGUCUGGCGAAGCUGGUUCGAUGGGGCGAAGACAUACGAGGAAGGACGAUGGUAUGAGGAGAAGCACGACAUGGACACGCUGCCUCUGCUAGUCCGACCAGGAGUCGUGGUCCCUAUCAACAAGAAGCUGAAAGAGUUCGAUGGAGACGUCCGCGAUGGGCUUGAGCUGCUUGUGAACGGGCCACUGCCCGAAUCGGUUGAAGUACAGCUCGUUGAAUCUGCUGAAGUUGGUUCAAUUGCGGCAUCUGUUGAGGUUGGUGUAGAUCUGAAGGUCAGGGGCGUGGAUGAUGUGAGCGUACAGAAGCUUGAGUAG
This is a messenger RNA of Cyphellophora attinorum, 2325 nucleotides long. Its product is annotated as Alpha-xylosidase. Gene Ontology annotation, biological process: carbohydrate metabolic process. The coding region runs from base 1 to 2325 and encodes 774 amino acids. NCBI's taxonomy places the organism in Eukaryota, Fungi, Ascomycota, Eurotiomycetes, Chaetothyriales, Cyphellophoraceae. The record is from RefSeq and is a predicted model, not a curated record. Gene Ontology annotation, molecular function: carbohydrate binding; hydrolase activity, hydrolyzing O-glycosyl compounds. The transcript has 2 exons.